AUGCUCCCCUCCAUUAGUUUCGAUUAUAUAAAAAGGCCAAAUAUUGUAUUAUUUUCAAAUGUCCUAUCAUUAUCGUCUAACAUCUAA
This is a messenger RNA of Saccharomyces cerevisiae S288C, 87 nucleotides long. RefSeq lists its product as uncharacterized. Bases 1 to 87 code for a protein of 28 amino acids. The record is from RefSeq and is marked reviewed. The transcript has a single exon. Lineage: Eukaryota; Fungi; Ascomycota; Saccharomycetes; Saccharomycetales; Saccharomycetaceae.